AUGUCCAACUACUCGCAACAGUCGUACGGUGCCCAGACCCGACCUGCCUUCUCUGCCCUCCAGUCGUCCAGCAAUGCCUCCCCAAGCUACAACAGUGCUGCUGCCUCCAGCAUUGCCUCACGGUCCUCGACGGGCUCCGCGCCUCCUGUCUCGCCCUCGACGAGUCCUCAGAACCAGGCCUACUUUGGCUCCCUGAACCAGCAGUCGCAGCAGCAGCAACAGCCUCAGCAGCAACAGCGUCUACAGGCCCAACGACACCCCAGUUUCGAGUACCAGCCCAAUAGAUCAGGGGCAGGUCACACCGCAGCUGAGACGACAAACUACCUUAACCAGGCUGCGCUUCUCGCCGAGGCUGCAAAACGGGCACAAUUGGCUUGCGUCAUGCGAGAUCUCGACGGCAUGGAGCUAUGA
Bipolaris victoriae FI3 is the source of this 411-nucleotide messenger RNA. RefSeq lists its product as hypothetical. The transcript has a single exon. The coding region runs from base 1 to 411 and encodes 136 amino acids. The record is from RefSeq and is a predicted model, not a curated record. NCBI's taxonomy places the organism in Eukaryota, Fungi, Ascomycota, Dothideomycetes, Pleosporales, Pleosporaceae.